Molecule: messenger RNA, 725 nt
Organism: Mytilus trossulus (common blue mussel)
Lineage: Eukaryota; Metazoa; Mollusca; Bivalvia; Mytilida; Mytilidae
Exons: 3
Coding region: 96-725 (209 amino acids)
Source: RefSeq, a predicted model, not a curated record
UACCUUUAUGACAAAAUUAUGUUGUACAAUGUUGGGUUUCAGUUAUAGAAAUAUUUAGACUAUAAAACAUCUGGACAGUUUGUCUUUUUUCAGGAAUGAAGAAACUUAAAGACAGACACGAGAAAAAAGAUAUUCUGAUGGAUCACGAUGAAGUUAUUCCUAAACAUAUACUUGAGCAGUUCGAAAAACGCUUGGAACUGUGGAAAAAGGAUGAUCAACGGUUUGUAAGCACUGAAGCAGAGAAACAUGUAAUGCAAAAAGUUUUGACACAAAGUUCAGUUACACUGGUUGGAAAUUCUGGCACUGGAAAAACUUUUCUUUCUAAACACAUUGCCCUAAUAAUGAAGAAACAUGGCUAUACUGUAAUUCCAUGUAGUAAACCAGAAGAUAUUGGAAAAUGGUUUAAACAUGGGAGGAAAACUUUGUUUGUAUUUGAUGACGUAUGUGGCCGAUAUACUCUUAAUCAACAAAUUUACACUGACUGGAAACAAAGACUUGAUCACAUCAUAUCUCUUCUUGGAGACAAAUGCUGUAAAAUCAUCUCUACAUGUAGAUUGGAGGUUUACAAAGAUGAACUAUUUAGCAAUCUCUCUAUUUUCAAAAUGUGUAACAUGGAUUUAAGUUCAAUAGAAUUCAAACUUAGUGCUGCUGAAAAAUUUGCUUUUGCUGAAGUUUACUUGAAGGAAAAUACUGAUGAAGUAAAGGAAUUGUCAGAAAAAAUAUGA